UUGUCGGAUCAAAUUUCAGUCUUAAUUAGGACACAGAAUGAGUUGACCUGAAUUCUGUGUCAAAUGCUAUACACUUCGAGGCGACUAGAGUCAGUGCUUCCAUCUUCCAAAGAAGAAGCUAUUAAGUUUUCAGAUUCAUCUGCUGAUGGAGCGAACGAGUCUUUAUGGUGCUUCCAUCUUCCUUCUUAAUGCUCCAGCUGCCAUCUCCAGCCAGUCAUCAUCCCUUUCCUUUCUCUAUCACCUUCAUUCUUCUUGUGUGCGUUUCUCGUUUCGCAGUGGUCGAAGGUUUUCUUCGAUCCCCAUCCCUCGUGUAGACGACCCCAACCAGCUCUUGAGUUAUGUGAGGAAACAUUGCAGAAAUGGAGGUGUGUUUAAGAGUGUCAGUGAUGCCUCGUAUUGCUUCAAUAAAAUGAUAAGGACAAACCCUUUGCCUUCCGCCAGGGAUUUUAGUCUACUGUUGGGUGGUAUAGUGAGGAUGAAGCAGUACUCCACUGCAGUGCGGUUGAUUGAGCAGCUGCUUUGGUUGGGGAUCGAGCAUGAUGUUGUUUUGCUGAAUACUUCAUUGAAUUGCUUUUGCUGUUUAAAGCGGGUUGAGUUGGGAUUGUCUAUCCUGGGCAGAAUCUUCAAGCUCGGAUUUCACAUCGAUGUGGUCACAUCGAGCACCCUAAUUGAUGGUCUCCUUAUUAAGGGAAAAACUGAUCAAGCGUUGAGGUUCCUCGAUGAUAUGGUUCUAAAUGGUCCUGCACCUGAUGAGAUCACGUAUGCGAUGAUUGCGAAGGGGUUAUGCAGGGCAGGUAACACCAGAUUGGCGAUUGAAUUGCUAAGGGAUUGGGAAGAGAGAAGUUGCAGGCUUAAUUCCUUCACAUACAGCAUAGUAAUAGACAGUCUUUGCAAGGAGGGAUUGAUCACAGAAGCGUUGAGACUGCACGAAGGUAUGAGUAGGAAAGGCAUUGAACCAGAUGUUGUUACCUAUAACUCCUUGUUCCACGGUCUGUGCAAUGUAGGCCGGAUGGACGAUGCCCUCGUAUUGUUGGAACAGAUGACAAGCAGAGGCAUCCAACCGGACUUGCUCACUUAUAGCACGUUGGUUCAUUGCUUAUGCAAUCUAGGCCAAUGGAAAGAUGCUGCGGUCUUGUUGGAGAAGAUGACGAAGGCCGGAAUUGAACCGGACGUCAUUACUUAUACUUCCGUCAUUCAAGGAGUGUGCACUUUCGGCCAAUUGAAGGAGGCUCGAAGACUGCUGAGUCAUAUGGUGCAAAGCAGAGUAACGCCGGAUGUUCAAACCUUCACUAUUUUGGUGGAUGCGCAUUGUAAGGAGGGAAUGCUCGUGGAGGCAGAGGCCAUAGUCAACCAUAUGAUUCAAUUAGGUAAAAUGCCUAAUAGUUUUACUUAUAAUGCAUUGAUGAAUGGCUAUUGUUCGCAAAAUAGGAUGAACGAUGCUAUGGAAGUGCUUAAUUUAAUGGUUGAAAGAGGCUGCUCACCUGAUGUUGUUUGUUAUAACAUAUUGAUUAACGGAUACUGCAAAGCAAGAAGAGUUGAGAAGUCAAAGAUGCUUUUGGGAGAAAUGUUGCAAAGGGGCGUGAUUCCUGACAUCAUCACAUACAGAAUACUCGUAAGCGGAUUUUGCCAGGUUGGGAACCUUGAAGCUGCGGAGGGGCUAAUUAACGAGAUGCAAUCUCGUGGUCUAUCUCUAGAUCAUUAUACCUCGAGUGCUUUCUUGGAUGGCUUGUGUAAAAUUCAGCAAAUCGACAAGGCCAUGAUAUUGCUUGGAAAGUUGGAAGAUUCCAAAUUCGUCCCUGACAUUGUGGCUUACAAUAUCCUAAUAAACGGCAUGUGUAAUGACGGAAAGCUCGACAAUGCUAAGGGGCUGUUUAAUUGUUUGCAUACUCGAGGCUUGCAACCUGAUGUGCGGACAUAUACCAUUCUCAUGCGUGGGUUGUGCAAAGGAGGAUGCACGGACGAAGCAUAUCAGCUCCUAAAGGAGAUGGAAGGAAAUGGACUCUUUCCAGAUGGGGUCACUUAUAACACCAUAAUCAAAGGACUGCUAGAAAACAAGGAAAAUACUCGAGCAGCACAACUUGUCAAUGAAAUGGUUGAAAGGGGUUUUUCUGCAGAUGUAGCAACGAUGGAAUUGUGGGUUAAAUAUCUCGUGACAAAUGGAGCUUCUUCCUUUCCACGUUGAACUCUCCAUUGUCUCUGAGAUCUGUCCAUUUUUUCAUCUGAAAUGUGAUGAAGAGUAAAUCAGAUUUGCGGCGAGUUUUCUUCCAAA
Messenger RNA from Rhodamnia argentea, 2269 nucleotides. RefSeq names its product pentatricopeptide repeat-containing protein At3g22470, mitochondrial-like. Bases 146 to 2182 code for a protein of 678 amino acids. The transcript is spliced from 2 exons. NCBI's taxonomy places the organism in Eukaryota, Viridiplantae, Streptophyta, Magnoliopsida, Myrtales, Myrtaceae. The record is from RefSeq and is a predicted model, not a curated record. Gene Ontology annotation, molecular function: protein binding.